AUGGCUCUCGGCGAGGACCACUUCAUGUACUUCGAGGGCAGCGAGGAGUUUGGCAAGCUUGUUUGUGAAGCGUACGAUAAAGCCGGUAUAGUCACCGGCCAACUCAUGUUCUGGAACGAAGAGAAAGAGUCUGGGUCGGCUGUGUAUACACAGAGCGAUCUAGAUACCUACGCCCAUAUCAUUUACCUUGACGUACCUCCUGAGGAAAUCGUCAAGUGCCGUCUCGAUGAUCCUGGCAGAGAUCGCUCGCACGUCUUAAUCCCCCAUGUGCGGCGCUGGGUGGAAGCUGAGAAGCAAAUGCUGCGCGGCCUUUGCUACAGCAAUAAUAUUCUUUUCUGUUCGGUGUCUCCUAGUAUGAUGGCCAAGGAUGUUGAGAACUUCCUCCAUGAUUUCAGCAAACAUGACGAACGACACAACCUUUCCAACGCCCUCCACGCCCUGGACAGCAUCCCUGCCAUACAAAGUGGUACCCUGCAACGGAUGAUCGUACUUGAUGCAGACCGUACGUUGACUUCACAAGACACAGGCGCCCUGUUUUGGAAGAUUUUCCCCCCACUCUUGGGAUAUGCAGACGGAGACUGGUCGAAGACACCCGCGCGGGCUGUAUUUGAGAGUCCUCUGGGCUACACAUACAAUGCCUUCCGGCAGGUCACUCUUCUUCAUGAAAAGCUUCGCGAUAAUCAAUAUGACUUUGUUUGCCGGGAGGUUGCCAGGUCUAUAACUAUGGACGAGGAAUUCGUUACUCUUCUGCACCGCAUCGCGGACCAGAAUCACGUCGCUGCAGUGGUCGUGACCUGUGGCCUGGCUCUCAUCUGGAAAUAUGCGCUGGAAAUGGAAGGUUUGCAGGGCAAGGUUUCCGUCAUUGGAGGUGGCCGCCACAGCGAUGGUUUUGUUGUGACCCCAGAGGUGAAGGAAGCAUUGGUUGAUCAUUUGAAGAAGCAGCACUGUCUCGAAGUUUGGGCAUUUGGAGACGGUCCUCUUGACCUCAAGAUGCUCUGUAAAGCUGACAAGGCCCUUGUUGUUGUGGGAGACGAAGCAACGAGAAGUCGGUCCAUGGACAAAGCCUUGAAACAAGCAAUCGAGAACGAUGGGCUGAAGGCAGAACAAUGUCUUCGACCGGCUUCUGUAUCACCUCGCCUUACCAAGGAGAUUCUUCCUGAAGUCAAACUUCUCGACCCUACCUUUGUUGAUUCCCUUCUUUCAGACGGCACGAAACUGAAUGUCAUCAGCGCUGAGAAAUUGAACCCAGAUGCCGUCAAGAUUCUGAUGACGCCCUUGCGAGAUGCUAACGUGCAAGGACCACGUUUGAGGGAGGCACACAGUGAGGCGGGCUGGUAUCUAGCCAAAACCUUUUUGCCUACGCUCAUUGGAGCGGAGGAAAUUGAUACUCCCCACCCACAAGGGCAUAAUACUACCGGCUAUCAACUCUGGAAGGAGGACAAGAUCUUGAUCGUAGCGUUAAUGAGGGGAGGCGAGCCCAUGGCAUUCGGGGUCAGCAAUGCAUUUCAGCGGGCCAUGUUCGUCCACGCCAAAUAG
Molecule: messenger RNA, 1536 nt
Organism: Aspergillus bombycis
Lineage: Eukaryota; Fungi; Ascomycota; Eurotiomycetes; Eurotiales; Aspergillaceae
Exons: 2
Coding region: 1-1536 (511 amino acids)
Biological process (GO): dephosphorylation; L-serine biosynthetic process
Cellular component (GO): cytoplasm
Molecular function (GO): magnesium ion binding
Source: RefSeq, a predicted model, not a curated record